Messenger RNA from Miniopterus natalensis, 2269 nucleotides. The record is from RefSeq and is a predicted model, not a curated record. NCBI's taxonomy places the organism in Eukaryota, Metazoa, Chordata, Mammalia, Chiroptera, Miniopteridae.
GCCCUUGACAGGGAAUUGAACCCCUGACCGGCUAGGGCUCUCUUCCCUUUUUAUGACAACAUUUACUGAGCACCAAGUUACUGGCUGGGUAUAAGGAAUACCAAAGAUGAGUAAGAUAGAGCUUCCUGUCCAGUAGUAGACAGACACAUAAUUUCUGACAUAUACCUGACUAGAGUAGAGGACAGUGCUGAACCCGAGGCUACACAUGCAGUCCAGAACUUGGGCUCUCAGUUAUGGGAGGCCUGCCCUCUGUUUUGAUCCCACCUCACCCAGUGUACUUCUGUUCUUCAAGGUUGAAGGGUAAGCAUGGGGAAGAGUUGCAAGGUCGUCGUGUGUGGCCAGGCAUCUGUGGGCAAAACAUCAAUCCUGGAGCAGCUUCUGUACGGGAACCAUGUAGUGGGUUCUGAGAUGAUUGAGACACAAGAAGACAUCUAUGUAGGCUCCAUUGAAACCGACCGGGGGGUACGGGAGCAGGUGCGUUUCUAUGACACCCGGGGGCUCCGAGAUGGGGCUGAGCUGCCCCGGCACUGCUUCUCCUGCACUGACGGCUACGUCCUGGUCUAUAGCACAGAUAGCCGAGAGUCCUUUCAGCGUGUGGAACUGCUUAAGAAGGAAAUCGACAAAUCCAAGGACAAGAAGGAGGUCACCAUCGUGGUCCUUGGCAACAAGUGUGACCUGCAGGAGCAGCGGCGUGUGGACCCAGAUGUGGCUCAGCAUUGGGCCAAGUCGGAGAAGGUGAAGCUGUGGGAGGUAUCUGUGGCUGACCGCCGCUCCCUUCUGGAGCCCUUCAUCUACCUGGCCAGCAAGAUGACCCAGCCCCAGAGCAAGUCCGCCUUUCCCCUCAGCCGCAAGAACAAGGGCGGUGGCUCCUUGGAUGGCUGAAGAGCUGCCAUCCCUUCUUCACCUUCCCAACCUCAGUCCAGCUUCUGGGGCUUUGGAAGAUGGGUUGAGAGGAAAGGGGAACUCCUCACUAGGGCAAGCAGCUGGGCUCUUUCAGGCUCAGGCCACUUUUGCUCCAUCCUAACUCCGGGAAGUGCAAAUAAUGUAGGUUAGUGCCCCCAACCUCUUCCUCUACCCCAGCUUUCAUCAUAUCUGUCCCUCUGUGACCUGGGGCAAUUGUGGGUCAGGGUCCCUUCCAUCUGCCCUGGAUGGGAAGCAGAGCUACACAGAAGUGCCAAGUCUAGGGUCUGGUUCUGAUCACAGGCCCCACACUUCUGGGCUUCUGCCACACACACACUUAUGGCACCAUCCUGGACUCUAGGGAAAGGGCGUCCAGAUAUCGUGUAUGUGUGUGCAUCCUGGCGUUAGGGGUGCCUCCUCAUCUGCACCCUGACCUUUUUCCUGUCUGUACCUUGGCUGAAAGAAGCCAGCCUCCUGGGAAGUGUGAUUUUCUACUUGAUCUCCUCCCCCAAUUGUUUCACUUCCUCUUCCUGCUUACAAAGCAGAUGGGCCUCAUUGGCUGAGGUAGAUGGAAUGACGACAGCUGAGUCACUAAUGGGCUUUGUGACCUAGCAAGGCUUUUCCCCUCUCUGGGCUUCAGUUUUCUCAUCUAUACGGUGACAGAAGUUGCUUAGAUGAUUCUAGAUCCUCUUCAGCCCUGUGAUUUUAUAAUGUCCUUGGCUUCAGGCCAGCUGACUGUACCCUUUGCUUCUCCCUCUUUAAGGUGCUAUGCCUACCCGCCCUGGAGGCUGGGACACUGCUCUCCGACAACCGCCAGGGGGCAGGAGUGCACUAUCUACUCUAGUUGCCAGAAUGGCUGCUUAGUGCCCAAUGGGGAACCUCAUACCCAUGGGGGCUGGUCUUCACCCCUUCCUGUGGUUGUUUUCAGCUAAUAGCUGGACUUUAUUUAUAAAUUACUUAUUAUAAAUUAGUAUGCUGCCAUGGUGAAGGCUGGACAAGGUGCUCCUCUACCCCUUCCUUCUUACCUCAGAUGCCUCAACAGAACAAGGCAAACAAGUAGUAGCUUCUCAGGAGCUGAAAGAUUUGUUGGGGCUCAGAAGGGUGGUUACACUCUCAACUUGCUAUAAAGUGAGCUUAUGACCCACAACUUCCUGUGCCCACUUCGUGCUUCUAAUGGGCACAGUUACCGCAGGUGAGCCCCUAAAGCCAGGCCACCUCCAGUGCAUGCUCCUUCUCCCCAGAAUAGGAGAGGUGAACAGGGGCAGGUGGUCCAGGGCUGGGCAAGUCAAGGUAGGGCAUAUACAGGCUUGGGCUUAAAGUUCAUUUAUUGAUGCAUUGGACACAAUAAAACCACAACUGUUAUCAAAAA